AUGAGCAACUCAAAGGUCUCCAACUCUGGCGUGGCCGCGCUCCUGGAGAAAGUGAUGCAAGAAUUGACCGCUGACACUCUUGACGACACCCUCGAGAAACUGCGCUUCUUCUUCCCCGAGACUCUCCUCCUCGGCGCCCUCGACCUCAUAGAUCGCGACAGUGUCAUCGUGUACAACACACCAUGGGGUCGCUCACAAUACGAGGUUCUAGGGUCGACCGCGACAUACGCUGUCUUUCCAGGCCUGCCGUCCGGAGGCGGCCACACGCUGGCUUACUGCACCUGCCCCGCAUACGCAUAUUCCGUGCUGCUCUCGGAGACCCAGCUCAUGUGCAAACACGUUCUGGCCACUCUGCUGGCUCGCCGUCUCGAACGGUGUGUCGAGAGGCCGAUCGACGCAGAUGAGCUCGCGUCGGUCAUCGCCCGUCAGUGUAGCCUUUGA
Trametes versicolor FP-101664 SS1 is the source of this 441-nucleotide messenger RNA. RefSeq lists its product as uncharacterized. The transcript has 3 exons. Gene Ontology annotation, molecular function: zinc ion binding. Gene Ontology annotation, cellular component: Shu complex. Gene Ontology annotation, biological process: double-strand break repair via homologous recombination. The coding region runs from base 1 to 441 and encodes 146 amino acids. Lineage: Eukaryota; Fungi; Basidiomycota; Agaricomycetes; Polyporales; Polyporaceae. The record is from RefSeq and is a predicted model, not a curated record.